GAUUCUUCCUCCCAACAAGCCCCCAAGCUGCCGACAGUCCUCUCUUGAGGAAUCGGCAAAAGCUUGCUAUUUUUCUCUUCUUUUCUUGUCAAAGAACUGAUUUUGGGACCUAGAACCCUCCCUUUGAAGUAGAAAUUUCCAGAUCUGCUCUCCCUUCCUCUUCCCUUCGGUCUGUGAGUUUCUACUGGUUGGGGGUGCGAUUUUCUAGGCAUUUUUGGCUUGAAAUGGGUUGUGGUGAUUUUGGAGAGAGAAUCCCGUGAAUUAGCUAGUAUUUUGGCCAAUUUGUGAAAGUCGGAGUUACUGUUCACAUCGUGCACUGUUCACGUGUACUGUUCACAGAACACUGUUCACACCCCAAGAGUCAACGAUUAACGGGGAUUUAAAUGAUUAGUUUGUGAUAUAAGAACGAAUUUGGAGAUAUCUGAUAAUGUGGAUAUUUUGAUUAGGUUCUUGAUCGUUCUGUCAGUUUAGUACGUGAAUUGAGUGCUCAGUUUUGCGGAGUGAGGUAAGUAAUUUAUGGUAAUGCCCGUACUAUUUAAAAGCAUGUUUUGAUUUGUUUUUGAAGUGGUGGCGGGACUAAACCCGUUUUACACGAGCAUAACUGAUUUGAAGUGAAAUGUUUUAUGCUUUUCAUUAAAUUGAGCAUGCCUACUUGAAAUUUAAGUGACUGUCCUGAUGAUCUGAAAGUGAUUGUGAAUUGUGAUUUUCCUGUUAACUUCUGCCUGUUUUGUCUCUGAUGUGGUCAUGUUAUUCGUGACCCUGCUAGUGGGGGAGGUUAUAAACACUAGCACAUGUCGGCAUAUGUCGAUAUGUUAUUCGUGACCCCGCUAGUGGGGGAGGUUACAAACGCUAGCACAUGUCGACAUGUAGUGAUAGAGCCGGUUCGUUCAACCCAGCUAGUGGGGGUUAUACACCAGCAAAUCGUGGCCCUGCUAGUGGGGAUUAUACACUGGCCGUGACUUAUAGAGGAGACGUCUAUUUCGUGCCCGUACUGUAUCCGUUUUUCGUGAUUGUACUUGUUGGCAUGCUGUAAGUUUAAUUAAGGGCACUCUAUAUUUUACUUACUGAGUUAUCUCACCUCAUUUUUCUCGUCCACCAUUUUAGGUAGUGUGCCCCGAGACUCAUAAAUCAAGGGGAGUGACGUGAAAAAAAAAUAAAAAAAGGCUAGCCACUUGAGAUUUGGCAUAGAUUUUAGAUACAUGUACACCACGCUCCUGUAAGUUAGAUUUUAAUUGGAAAUUUUAUGGUAUUAAAACUGAUUUUGUUCAGUAAGUUCCGAGCCUUGUGCACUUGUGGGACCCGUCUCACGAGUGCACGGCGUCUGUUGCGCCUCGGAUUUGGGUUCUGGGGCGUGACACAUUGAUUAUGAAUUUUGUGAUUAUACUUUCUAUCUUCUUUUCUUUUUGAAAUUCUUAUUACUUGAUAUACAUUUUUUUCUAUUAUUUUUGGCAGGAACAAGAACUCAUUUCAAAAUAAUUAAGAUCUUCAAGAUUCCUUCGUUUGCUGAAGAUGAUGUAUUCCAUUCUUUGUUGACUAUGUCACACUUUCUUUCUCUUGAACCCACAUAAUUCAAAGGUUCCUUGUGCCAUUUACUUCAAUUCUUUUGCAUAGUUUUUCAGCAAGAUGAGUGUUUUGUUGACUCGUUUACCAUAAUUUCUUGAUGUACAUUAUAGGUCUUUAAUAAGCUGAUGGUUGCAAAGUUAUCUGUUGGUUAGGAUCUUUCAUUUAUUUCUUCUUCUAUUUGCCCUUCAACAAAUAGUUCAAUGAAUUAAGAACUAUUUUCAUUAUUCAUGCUGUCCACAAAGGUUUAUUUUGAUCCAAAGUUGGAGAAGGUUUAUGAUCAAAAUCUGUCACAUGUUUGUUCAAUUGGAUCUCUGGUUAAGGAAGAUGAAGUAUCAAAUGGCUCUUAGGACACAAAAGAUUCGAUUAUAGCUAUUCACAAUAGAGGUAGCUUUGUUGAUGCAAUGGUUCUCAAGAUGUCCCUCCUUCUCUAAAUGCUUAGCUUUCUAUCAAUCUUAUAGGCCAUUAUAGUUUCUUAUGGUGAAGUUAUCCUCAUUCGUUAAUGAGGAUCCAUAAAUUAACAAUCAGUUAGUAUAUGCCAUGUCCUCAAAUUUCUUAUAUAAAAGAUAGGCCAGGAC
This is a messenger RNA of Rubroshorea leprosula, 2138 nucleotides long. The record is from the annotation of a GenBank genome assembly. NCBI's taxonomy places the organism in Eukaryota, Viridiplantae, Streptophyta, Magnoliopsida, Malvales, Dipterocarpaceae.